This is a messenger RNA of Alnus glutinosa, 1839 nucleotides long. RefSeq lists its product as uncharacterized. NCBI's taxonomy places the organism in Eukaryota, Viridiplantae, Streptophyta, Magnoliopsida, Fagales, Betulaceae. Bases 1 to 1839 code for a protein of 612 amino acids. The record is from RefSeq and is a predicted model, not a curated record. The transcript is spliced from 2 exons.
AUGGCUGAAGAAAAUUUGUCACGCCUACAGGAUGAACCUGUGUCCAGAUCUGAGUUAACAGGUAUGGUCAAGACCUUGCAAGCUCAGUUGGAUCAGCAAACCGCCAAUUUGCAUGCUCAGAUGGAGCAGCAGACGGUCAACUUUCAAUCCCAGAUGUCUCACCUUGAGGAUAUGAUGGCUAGACACUUUGGCUCGGGUGGAAACUCCAAAUCUCCGGUCCAUCAUUAUAACCUCCGGCAACCGCCCUUCAAUGGCGGUGAGAAUUUUUUUCCAGGGAGCACUAGCCAGGGGGACGAAAUUUUCAAACCGAAGCAAGUUCGCUUGGAUUUCCCGCACUUUGAUGGUGAGGAUGCAGAAACCUGGUGUUGUCGUGCUGAGCAGUUUUUUGAAUACUAUGGCACUCCGAAUGAACACCGCCUACCCCUUUCUUCCUUCCAUAUGGAUGGUCGUGCCCUUGUUUGGUUUCAGGAGUUGCGUGCUAGCAAUUCCAUUCGAUCUUGGCAGGAUUUUGUCCGUUCCUUGCAGAUCCGUUUUGGCCAAGGUUCUUACAAUGACCCUAUGGAGACCCUAUCAAAAUUGAAGCAAGAGGGCACACUUGAGGAAUACAAGAAUCAGUUUGACAUACUGGCUCUUAAGUUCCAGCAACGCACUCACGGCCUUAGUGUCCAAGUGCCGGCUGGUUUCUCUAAGGGUAAUCCUUACCCAACUCCUACUCAGACCAUGGCUCCUGGCCUGUUUAACCCCAAUUUGAACCCGCCACCAGGGGGCGGUCUGCCUGCUCGGGAGGGACCUAAGCCGAGCCAAGCAUUGGUUCCGGUUCAGAAAAUCUCUCCGGCGCAAAUGGAAGAUCGGAGGCGUAAAGGCCUCUGUUAUUCAUGCGACUCUAAGUGGACACGGGGGCAUGUGUGUGCUGUUCCGAAACUGUUUCUCAUUGAGGUUUUGGAUGAGCAAACCCCUGAUCCGGAGAAGGCUUGCGGACAUGUUGAGGGGGACCCGGGUGAAUUUUUUCUAGAUGAAUUUCCGGAGAUUUCUUUGAAUGCCAUUACUGGCACUCCUCAUCCGAAGACGAUGCGUUUGAUUGGGUUGUUACGGUUGCAGCCAGUGGUUAUUUUGAUUGAUUCCGGUAGUACGCAUAAUUUUGUUGACACAAAAUUAGCAGCUACACUUGGCAUUCGACCCUUAGUGCAGGAUGCUAUUCGGGUGAAGGUUGCUAAUGGGGAAGAAAUUACUAGCCCCGGGUGUUGUAAGGAAGUAGAGGUGCGAAUUCAAGGGUCCAGUUUCCGUACUGACCUAUUUAUUCUUCCUCUAGCGGGGUGUGAUGCUGUUUUGGGAAUUCAUUGGCUCCGCACCUUGGGCCCAAUUCUUUGGGAUUUUUCAGCACUUCGAAUGGAAUUCCAACAUGAGGGUGCUACUUGCAUUCUCAAGGGCUUGAAGCAAGGCCCCCAUUUAAGUGUGGAGGGUAGUGAUUCGUUUAGACUACCUAAACAAGAGCAGAAGGGUGUUGUUUUACAGCUCCUCAGUUGUCCUAACCACUGUUUUUCACUCCAAGGGCAGCAUUUAUCACUGAGCCAACAGGAAGUUCCCCCUCCUGUGACCGACGUUCUCAAGGGUUUUGUGGAUAUUUUCAGGGAACCUACGGGCUUGCCACCUAAACGGGUGCAGGAUCACUCUAUUACCCUCCAGCCAGGGGGCCCAGCCGGUCUCGGUUCGGCCCUACCGCUAUCCUUUUUAUCAAAAGGAGGAAAUCGAGAAGAUUGUGAAGGAAUUGCUGCACACGGGUGUUAUAAGGCACAGUCGCAGCCCUUUUUCCUCCCCAGUCCUGCUGGUUCGGAAAGCUGA